Molecule: messenger RNA, 1949 nt
Organism: Hyalella azteca
Lineage: Eukaryota; Metazoa; Arthropoda; Malacostraca; Amphipoda; Hyalellidae
Product: alpha-glucosidase-like
Exons: 8
Biological process (GO): carbohydrate metabolic process
Source: RefSeq, a predicted model, not a curated record
UCGACUGUGCUGGGAGUCCGUAAAGAAGUUAUUUUAGGCUUUAUAAGAAGUGCAUGGAGCUAAGUUCAGCUGUGGGAUGACGAUGAAUUAGUUUUGACGAUGAUUUGAAUAUCCUGCACCUACUCUAGCAGCCUCAAAUUCCACUCACUGAGCUCGUGACUCAUGAGCAACGACAGAAGAGAUUAAUCGCCAUGUCAUCCAAAUUACACCAAUGUUAACGUCAUGAUUCAGAGAAAAACUGAUUCUCGUUCGGAUAUUUAAUUUAAAUAAUUUAUGAACUUACCACAUGAAUUAUUUAUUCUUUGAUUUAGGUACAUCAAGAAGUUCAGAUAAAUUUAAAGUUCCGCCGAGAAUACAUACAUAUAGUAAGAAUGAGUGAGUCAAAGAAAACCUGCACUAUAAGGGAAAACUCAAAAUCUGGACCCAAAACAUUAGAGAAACGCGGUAUUGAGGCAUUACAGAGUGAAUCGAAAUGCAACAAAAAGAAAAAAUUUGAAUGGUGGAAAAGAAGUGUGAUUUAUCAGGUGUAUCCACGAUCAUUUCGCGACACCACAAAGAAUGGAGUGGGGGACAUCAAAGGCAUCACGUCCCGACUGCCUUACCUCUCAUCGUUGGGGAUCGGAGUCGUCUGGCUGAGCCCUAUUUUCGCCUCCCCAAUGGCUGAUUUUGGCUAUGACAUCUCGAACUUUACGGCGAUCGAUCCCAUUUUCGGGACGAUGGAAGAUUUUGACAAUCUUCUUCAAGCAGCGCACGACUUGGGCCUGAAGGUGGUUAUGGAUUUGGUGCCAAACCAUAGCAGCGACGAGCAUGAAUGGUUCCAGAAGAGCCUCGCCAAAGAAGACCCAUAUACCGACUACUACGUCUGGUCUAAUGCCAGUGGCUUCGAUGAAGUUGGCAAUCCACUUCCUCCCAACAACUGGAUAAGUGUUUUUGGAGGCCCGGCUUGGAAAUGGGUGGAAGGGAGACAACAGUUUUAUUUGCAUCAGUUCCUAGAGAAGCAGCCUGACCUUAACUUCAGGAAUCCCGCCGUGCAGACUGAGAUGCAAAACGUGAUCAAGUUCUGGAUCGACAAGGGACUGGACGGAAUGAGGAUCGACGCAAUCAAGCAUCUCGUGGAAGUAGAAGAUUUGAGCACUGAUGAGCCUUUGUCUGGAGAUCCUAACGUUCAAGAUCCAAAUGAGUACGGAUACUUGACACACCCCUACACCACCAACCAGCCGGAAACUCUGGAUAUCAUGAGGCAGUGGAGAAUACUCCUGGAUCAGUAUCCGGAUAGUAAAUUGCUGAUGGCUGAAGUGACUUACUCUGGGGAAGAGAUAGACUUGGUAAUGAAAUAUUAUGGAACGGAGGAAGAGCCAAUUGCAGACUUCCCCUUCAACUUCAACUUCAUCGACAACUUCCACAAUAGAUCGGACGUCACCGGGUUUUCUUUAAAGUUCACUGUGACCGAGUGGCUGGACAACAUGCCGGCGGGAAAAUGGCCGAACUGGGUGCUUGGUAACCACGACCAGACUCGCAUAGCAACCCGCAUGGGCAAGGACUUGGUCGAAGCGCUGAACAUGAUGACGCUCCUGCUGCCCGGGACGCCGGUUACCUACUACGGCGAGGAGAUCGGAAUGGAAGACACUUUCGUUUCGUUCGAGGAUUCCCAAGACCCGUCGGGCUGCAUUUGGGGCCCCGACCGUUACAUGGAGUUCAGUCGUGACCCUGAGAGAACCCCAAUGCAGUGGGACAACUCGACCUUAGCUGGCUUCACGGACGGACCCUCCUCCUGGCUUCCUGUUAAUGAAAAUUACGUCACAUUGAACGUUGCUCAGCAGGAGGCUGCCGACCAGAGCUGCAUUAAAAAUUACAAGCAGUUGACUACCCUCAGGAAAGCUGAAGUUUUCUUCUCCGGAGAGCUUGCCUUCCCUGUGAUUACGAAUGAAAUUUUCUCAUACGUCAGGUUC